Messenger RNA from Colius striatus (speckled mousebird), 1236 nucleotides. It is a transcript of the gene CENPH, whose product is annotated as centromere protein H. NCBI's taxonomy places the organism in Eukaryota, Metazoa, Chordata, Aves, Coliiformes, Coliidae. The record is from RefSeq and is a predicted model, not a curated record. Gene Ontology annotation, biological process: mitotic spindle organization; chromosome segregation; kinetochore assembly. Gene Ontology annotation, molecular function: kinetochore binding. The transcript has 9 exons. Bases 40 to 741 code for a protein of 233 amino acids. Gene Ontology annotation, cellular component: kinetochore; nucleus.
GGGCCGAGGCGCGCGCGCGGGAGGUUUGAAGGCGCCGCCAUGGAGUUGCCCCAGCGGAAGGCGGGCGCGGAGCUGGCCGCUGGCUGGACAGAGUCCGGGACGGAGGUGAAGGUGGACACCCUUACGCUGCUCCGACUGAGGGACCAGAUGAAGCAGCAGCUUAUGGAGUACCGGACUGCGAUUCAGAGCGAUCAAGAAAAUGACCUUGAUGAAUUAAUUGAACAAAACUUUAUCGUGAGUGCCAUACGAGUUUUGUGGAAAGAUGCGGAGAAAGUAAAAGUCGCUUUCAAGAACAAGACGUUAGCCUUGCAAAGGAUCCAGGUUGCACUUGCCCUGAGAAACAAAGUGAACGAAAAUGAUAAUGAGUCCCGACACAUCAUGGAAACUAUGAAACACAUCAUAAACCUCAGCAAAGAAGUAUCCGAAUGUCAACAGGAAGCACGUGAGAAGGAAAGGAAAUUGUCUGAAUUUAAAAGGAAGAGAUUAUCACUGAAAGAAGAGGAGGCACAGAAACUACAGCGUAUUCAUACCAUGAUGAAAAAACAAGAGAAAGAAGCAAAUACAGAAAUUGGCAAAAAGCUGGAGAAGAUAAAAACAAACUUACAAAAAGAGAGAGAGAUGACUACAAUAAUUCAAAAUGUAUUCCAGAAUAUCAUAAUUGCAAGCAGAGUCAACUGGGCAGAAGAUCCAUCCUUAAAGGCAAUUGUUCUACAGCUUGAAAAAAACGUCAAUUUUCUCUGAGUCAGAAGAAAUACAUUUUAAUUAUAUACAUGUGUGAAACCAGUGUGCUAACUUGAUGGAUUAAUAAUGAUCAUGAAAGUACUCUUUAUUGAUUUGAAGUUUUAAGCUUUCCGGAAGUUGUUCAGUCUAUCGACUCACAACACAGCUCUUUGAAGUAGAAUUUAAUUUCUGCUUCACAAGUGUUUGAACAAGUAAUGCAGCUGAUGAAAGUACCUGAAGAGCCUCUUCAUAGCCGUCUUGUCCCUCGUGCUCAUCGCUCUCUGACAGGCAGCAGUAACACAAGAAAGAAUGAUAAUCUCUGUAUUUCAGGCUUCUAUGUAAAAAAGUGCUUGAAGGGCUUUGCCGUUUCUGUCCUCUUCCCCUGACCAGCAGCAGAUUGCAGAGCUCAGGCCAGAUGUAUAACCCUCCUCUGCCUCUAUGGAAAGCCCAUACUUAGUUACGACAGUCUUUGGUUUCAGUUGGUUGUUUUCCUCCUUUUUAUUUUUCUCAUUAAAG